UUGGUGUGAGUAUGAGUUGAGGUGGACCUCACCUCCCUCACUCAUUGGUCAUUUGAGACAAAACCAAGCCUAACAAUCCAUCCCCACUAUCAUGCUCGACCAAGACCCAAAGAAAAUAGAAAAGGAAGCCCUGCAACUCCAUUCUCCAUAGCUAAAUUCGAGCUCAAGCUUAAGGAAGUCCAAGGAAGAAGAUUGAAGAAGGAAAAAACUAGGAAAAAGUGUGAAAAUUAAGGAACUUGUAUAAGUUAUUUCAAGAGCUUUCACGGAGUUGAAAGAGUCGCCGGAGUUUGUCAAAAGUCGCCAGAGUUUCGCCGGAGUUCAACCGAGAGGGGUAGAACUUCAUAGUGCUAAUUCGAGUUUCAGGUAAAACUUGAAGGUUGCUACCAUUGCCCAUUGCUCGGGAAGAUUCAACGAGAAGAGACGUGGUUCGUGCUUCCUCCGUUUCUGUUUUAAAAACAAUAUGAAUAAUGUUCAUGGAUAUUAUUAUUUUUGAAUAAUUAUUUGGGCUUGCAUGCCUAUGUUGCCAACUGAUUUUGAGAGCCGGACUUUUGGGAUUCUAUUCACAUCCACGGGUUCAUCUUCUCUACUUCUCCGGUAAUCGUUCAAGGGAUGAUUAUCCAGUUCAACUGAUUGUGAUGAAAGAUAAAUUUUAUCUUCUAGAUCUAAGCUUUGAAAGCGAGUCGAGUUGCCAUAAGCCCUGAGAUUUUCUGGGUUUGUGUGUCUGUGCGCAGUGGAGAAGUGGUUAGGGUGAGUGUUCUUGCGCCUUUUUUGGUAGUUAACGAUGCGCCGGCCGUCUGUUGUCUCGCCUGUGGCGAGGUCGUUGAAGGAGUGGCGGUGUGGUUGCGCCUCUUCUCGUCAUACCAGAUAGUUACGCCCUGCCUCAGUAUCAUAUUUUACCUUCGUCGAUUUUAAUUUGUUGUUAUACCUGGGUUUGUGAAAGCUAGCAGCAUAAUGGAUUGUGCGGUCUCCCUGUUCGCUAUGCCUGGGGUGAGGUUUUGCCAACCAGUGCCUGCAAUUGUUGUAGCGCCAGGGGUGUGAAUUAGGAUAGUUGAAACCAAAUUCUGUUCUUGGCGCUGCAUCUUCAUUUCUGGUGAAUCUGCUGAUUGAGUUUAUGGAAUGAGGCUUUGUGUAACGGGUUGGUGAAAUACCUCUAUCGCUGGAGCAGAGAAUAACCCCUUGUGUGCAAUAGUGAUUACCUCUGAGAUAUGGUUGUGGAUUCCGGCUGCUGACUUACUCUAAGGUAAGGUUCUUCGUACCUGGACAUGCGUCUGGCGGAGCUAUAUUCAGGAACUGGAUCGGUGAGCUCUCUUGGGCAAUAAGCUUCAACAUUCAGGCGGAUUCAAGCGAAGAGGCGGAACUAAAGGCGUUGAUGUUCGCUUCUGAAAUGGCGAUGGAAAGGGGAUAUGUUGAGUUUCAGGUGGAAACAGAUGUUGAGCUUUCCAUUUCCGUCUUGAGGAACAAUUUAGUCAGGUAUGAAGGGGUUCGAACGUUUAGGCAGAAAGCUCAGGAAGCAGGUCUGAAGUUUGGGCAUGUGUAUCGGGAGGGUAAUAAAGCAGCUCAUUAUUUGGCGGCCCAGAGUCCACUCCCGGCCCAAAUAAUGUUCUUUGACCAAGUUAGCCAAUUGCCAAUUCAGGCCCGUAGGAGUUUUUACGCGGACUUAUUUGGUUUCCCUCACUUUCGAUUCUAAUUUUACACUUAUAUCUAUUGGGUCAGACCUAGCCCCCCCCCCCCCCCCCCCGAUAGUCUUUUCAUUCUUUUUGCAUGUAUUUUGAGAAGGAAUGCCUUCGCUGGAGAGGUAUUGGUAUAGCCCCCCUCUUCAUCUGUAUCUCUGAUAUUAUCAAUAAAACAAGGUAACUGACCCCCGACAUUUACCCCACUGAUUUUGGUGGUUUGCCUUUCCG
Cuscuta epithymum is the source of this 1901-nucleotide messenger RNA. Lineage: Eukaryota; Viridiplantae; Streptophyta; Magnoliopsida; Solanales; Convolvulaceae. The record is from the annotation of a GenBank genome assembly.